UCGAAAUUGGAGGAGUCCAAAUUCGUCACUUUGAACUCCGGGGAGAUGAGCGAUGUGAAUCUGGUGAUGAAGGAUCGUCGCCAUAAGAUUGCCAGAAUUUGCGACGAAGAUCUAAAGGCCAUUGGUGUGGGCAUGUCCAUCAAUGCCAAGUUCAUGAUUUAUGACAAAAGCCACAAGCUUGCCUAUUGUGCCAUCCCCAAAGUUGCCAGUUCCAGUUGGACUCAUAACUUCCUCAUUAUGGGUGGCCUCUCACCCUUGAAGUUUAGUCAUCGUGCUGCUCCCAAACGUCUUCCGUUCCCGCUAGAUAUGAGCCCGGUCACUUUUGCUCAAGAUGUGACAUCCAUGCUGAUCGUUCGACAUCCGUUUUCCCGACUGGCCUCCGCCUAUUAUGACAAGCUUAUUCGGUUGGGACGAAAGUCUUGGCAGAUGGUCAGAUUGUUCAUUAUUUGGAAAUUUCGCCUUCAACCUCCCAAAAGGCACUUUGAAUCGUGGAUGGCUGACCAAUUGAUGCAGGAACACGAACGGGCAGUGAGAAAUGGAAGCAUCGCCAAUUUUGGUUCAAAUGAUCCCACUAACGCAACCCCAGAGGAGUUUGCCCAGUAUAUUUUAUUCAUGAAAAGCAGACCUAUGGACAUUCACUUCCGGCCUCAACACAAAAUUUGCCCUAUAUGCGCCUACAAUUUUACGGCGUAUUGCCAUUUGGAGCACCUUCAUCGAGACACGAGUUACUUUCUUCAGAAGGCGAACGUGUCCCAAUUACUUCAAACUCGAAUCCAUUUGAACUCGAGGGCCUUUUCGAGCCAGAGCAGCAAGAGACAAUCCGAGGCGGAUUUCUGGUCCCAAAUCAAACCCAAGACUCAAGAAGAGCUCUACAAGUUGUACUAUUAUGACUUUCAGCUCUUUGGAUACUCGCUCUCGGAUUACAUGACUGAUAUCGGAUUAAAGUCAAGUUAA
Molecule: messenger RNA, 954 nt
Organism: Tigriopus californicus
Lineage: Eukaryota; Metazoa; Arthropoda; Copepoda; Harpacticoida; Harpacticidae
Product: carbohydrate sulfotransferase 11-like
Biological process (GO): carbohydrate biosynthetic process
Cellular component (GO): membrane
Molecular function (GO): sulfotransferase activity
Source: RefSeq, a predicted model, not a curated record